AUGUACUUUGUACUGACUUAAAUUUUUGUAAAAUCAGAUGAUUUAAUGGCAUAACUAUAAGAAUCUAGAUAAUUUUGGUUAGGAAACGUCUACUGCUUACCAAACAAUUACAACUCCGUCAAUUCCACAGCUGACAAAAACUUAACCAGAUCCUGUGCUAAUCCUUACGUAGAUCCAUCUACUAAAUUAAUUAUUUAUGCAUCUUGA
Molecule: messenger RNA, 207 nt
Organism: Tetrahymena thermophila SB210
Lineage: Eukaryota; Ciliophora; Oligohymenophorea; Hymenostomatida; Tetrahymenidae
Exons: 3
Source: RefSeq, a predicted model, not a curated record